Messenger RNA from Planococcus citri (citrus mealybug), 1774 nucleotides. Its product is annotated as protein takeout-like. The transcript is spliced from 6 exons. The record is from RefSeq and is a predicted model, not a curated record. Lineage: Eukaryota; Metazoa; Arthropoda; Insecta; Hemiptera; Pseudococcidae. The coding region runs from base 135 to 935 and encodes 266 amino acids.
GGUAAGCGUAGCGCGAGUAGGCGAGUACUGAGUUUGUGAACGGUAAAUGCGACCAUCAGAGGCUUCCGAUUAAACAAAAAUCAUUCUCUCGUAAUUUAUUUCGAUAGCGCAUUCGUAAAAGUCGACCGUCAUAAAUGGAACUUAUUCAUUGUUUAUGUUUAUAUAUUUUUGGUUUUUAUCAAUUCGCCGAUGCUGCUGCAGUCAAUGACGUUGUGAUAAAAAAACACAGUGAGAUUCCUCUACUAAAAGAAGCACCCGUUUGGUUGAAACCAUGCAGAAGAAAGGAUCCGAAGCUGAACGAAUGUAUUCGCGAUACUUUCCAGAAUUUGUUUCCAUGGUUAGCCAAAGGUAUUCCCGAAAUUGGAACACAGCCGAUGGAACCUUUGCAUAUCGAAAAGGUAUCUAUAGCUAAAGGACAAGGAGGCGUUACUUUACAAGGAUCUUUUAAAGAUUUAAUCGUACAUGGGCCCAGUAACACGACUGCAUUAUAUACCAGAAUGGAUAUGAAACGUGGAAAAUUAGAUAUUGGUUUGUUCAUUCCUGUCAUUAAAGUUGAAGCUAAAUACGACUUGAAGGGAAAUAUCUUGUUGCUGCCUCUAGUCGGAGUUGGUGAUGCGAAAUUAUACCUGAAAAAUGUAACCACUCACGUGCAAACUAGAAUAUACUUCCCAAAAAUACACGAUGAAGAAGUAAUGGUAGCAUCGAGCAUGAAAGUAGAAUUCAGUCUGGCCCUAAUGAGAGUCCAGCUUUCCAAUCUGUUCAACGGCAAUCAAGUAUUAGGACGAACAGUGAACACUUUCCUGAAUGAAAAUUCGGUCGAAGUAGUCAACGAGUUGAAAGAAAACAUCGGCGAGAGUUUAUCCGGAGUUUUCAAAAAGAUCAUGAACGACGCCUUCAGUCAUAUUCCACUCAAACUGUGGCUAAUUGAAGAUUAAACUGAUUACGAGGUUCUCAUCAAACUCUUCUCAUUAUUAUAUCGAGUUUGACUUUGAAUUGAUUUAACUUCGAUUUUUCCCCACAAAUGUUUUCCUGUGAUUUGUGCAAAUGUUAAAGUUAUUUUAUAUUUUUUUUUGUUUCCAAGUUGUCGUAUCGUUAGAUUUGGAAAAAUAGACUGUAGGCGCCCUAUUAGGUACUAUGUACAUGUAAGCCGGCAAUCUUUUUAUAUAGGUACACGUAUAGUUUAUACCGUGCUCAGAAAAUCAUAUUUUUAGUUACUCGUAGAUUUCUGGAACGUAUGUAUAAAUAAUGUAGCUAGAUGAUUCAUAAAUUAGAACACAUCGAUGCAGGUUCAUCAAAAUUGAAACUAGGAGAAUCUCUAAUCAAGAUCACACACGUUGGCGUCGUCGUAUGCUUUUAUAAUUUCGAGAUUUCGUAAUUAAACGACUUAAUUAUGCCUUCCUAUAAAAGAUUAACGUCCGAUUUGCAUAAAAGAGAUGAAUGCGACUGUUGAUAAACCAGUUUAUGUAAAUCAUUGAAAAAUCGAUAUGUUGGUUAAGCAGUAUAUUCUCGUAUCUAGAAGGAAAUUCUCACGUUCUCGCGUUAAAUGCAACUAUUCUGAUUUUCAGUGCCAUAUAUCGUCGAGACGAACUCAUUUCCAUACAACUAAACCAAUAAACGUAUACUUUCUUUUAUUAUUUUCAUUUUUUUUUUUUUUAUUAAAUUCUCUUUUUAUAGACACCUAUAAAAAAAAAUUAGAAGUUACAUAAUAAGUUUAUUUAUUUUAACAUUUUUAUGAUCAUUUUUCGUAAAUAAACGUGAUGUAAUUAUAAAUAAA